AUGCAGUUCUCCGCCGUCUCCGUCGCCAUCUUCGCCGUCCUGCCCGCGCUUGUCGCUGCACAGGCAAGCCCUUCGCCGACCCCUUCGCCGACCGUUCCGACGGUCGCUACGCCGAGCCCUGCACCGAAGCCGCUCCUCCCCGUCUCCGAAACCUUGUGCUCCGAUGCUCAGCGCAAAAGUUGCGCGGAAAGCACUGACGGGCUCAACCGCUGCCUUGUCAAGGGUGGUGUCCCUCUCUGCGUUAUCGACUGCGAGUCCCAGACCACGUGCCGUACGCAGUGCAAGAUUCAACUCAAGGACGAGGAGGCCAACGGCUUCUGCACCAUCGGAGACAACCCCUGCAUCUGCAACAAGAACGGCGCUGCCAACAGCAGGAGCGGGUAA
Molecule: messenger RNA, 384 nt
Organism: Pyricularia pennisetigena
Lineage: Eukaryota; Fungi; Ascomycota; Sordariomycetes; Magnaporthales; Pyriculariaceae
Exons: 3
Coding region: 1-384 (127 amino acids)
Source: RefSeq, a predicted model, not a curated record